AUGCUCAGUUUGGGUACUACACUCGAGGAGAAAUUUGAAGACUUUGGUGAGGUUAAUGAAAAGGGAGUUAUUGAGGACAUCCUUCAAGAGUCUUCUUCUGUUCUCCAGGUCACCACAGCCAUGACAAAGCUUAGAGUAAACAGCUUGUUUUGGAAAACUUAUUUCAUGCAUGUGGACAAAGUGUUCUAUCCAACGCAGUUGAUUGACAAAUGGCUAGUUACUCAAGAUGUUCGUCUGAGUUCAACUAUUUCAGAAAAAAAUAUAGUACAUGUAAAGAACCCUCAUUUGGCCUCAAUGCCUGAGGAUUUUCUGUAUCAUUUUGAUUUGGGAACAAAAACACACAAUCUUCAAGCAAUGUUUGGAGAUGUGAAGUUUGUCUGUGUGGGAGGCAGUGCAAACCAGAUGAAAGCUUUUGCACAGUUCAUGUAUUUAGAAUUUGAACUAAAUGAAAGUGACAGUGAUGUACUGGAUAUUUGUGUAGGAACUGACAGAUACAAUAUGUACAAAACUGGCUCUGUAUUGUCCAUAAGUCGUGGAAUGUGCGUGCCAUCUAUAUCAAUCAUGUUUCAUGAACUUAUCAAAUUACUUCACCAUGCCAAGUACCAUGAUGUCACUAUCAUACGUUUGGGAAGCUCAGGCAGAAUAGGGUUGGAUCCUGGAACUGUGAUCAUUACAGGUACAGCAGUAGAUUCAUUCUUCCAACCUCAGUUUGAACAAGUUGUUCUGGGGAAAAUAAUUAACUGAAGCACCGAACUGGAUGAGGAUCUAGCACAAGAAUUAUUGAACUGUGGUAGUGAGAUUGAUGAUUAUCUUAUUAUCAUUGGAAACACUAUGUGCACCUAUGAUUUCUAUGAAGGGCAAGGACGUUUGGAUGGUGCUUUACGCUCAUUUUCAAAUGAUGAAAAAAAUGGAUAUUUGAAGAAGGCAUAUAAAGCUGGUGUCAGAAAUAUUGAAAUGGAGUCCACUGUCUUUGCUACUAUGUGUCACAGCUGUGAUCUAAAAGCCGCUGUCGUCUGUGUGACUUUAUUAAAUCGAUUUGACGGUGACCAAAUCACAACUCCUCAUGAGGUUUUGCUUGAAUAUCUAAAGUGUCCACAGAAACUGGUGUCAGAAUUCAUAAAAAAGCUUUGGCUAUACAACUGA
This is a messenger RNA of Stegostoma tigrinum, 1143 nucleotides long. RefSeq names its product uridine phosphorylase 2-like. NCBI's taxonomy places the organism in Eukaryota, Metazoa, Chordata, Chondrichthyes, Orectolobiformes, Stegostomatidae. Gene Ontology annotation, molecular function: uridine phosphorylase activity. Gene Ontology annotation, cellular component: cytoplasm; cytosol. Gene Ontology annotation, biological process: nucleotide catabolic process; uridine catabolic process. The record is from RefSeq and is a predicted model, not a curated record.